Limulus polyphemus (Atlantic horseshoe crab) is the source of this 2386-nucleotide messenger RNA. Its product is annotated as Down syndrome cell adhesion molecule-like protein Dscam2. Lineage: Eukaryota; Metazoa; Arthropoda; Merostomata; Xiphosura; Limulidae. Gene Ontology annotation, biological process: homophilic cell-cell adhesion; axon guidance; dendrite self-avoidance. The transcript is spliced from 10 exons. Gene Ontology annotation, cellular component: plasma membrane; axon. The record is from RefSeq and is a predicted model, not a curated record. Bases 651 to 2312 code for a protein of 553 amino acids. Gene Ontology annotation, molecular function: cell-cell adhesion mediator activity.
AGCAUGUUAUUUUCUUUCUUUUUUUGACCAAAAUAAAUACUGGUUACAAUAAUAAAAAAUUCUAUCUUUUGUUUUCGCUACUGAAAGGAGUCGCUGGAGUGGUUUCGAGGGACCCCCUUCAAGGCCCAUUAUUUUCCUUGGAACCCAGCCAUUUGGUACAGUUUGGUAAUAAUAGCGGCGCUGAAAUUAAGUGUUUAGCAACCGGAAGUCCCUGGCCUACAUUACAGUGGACCACUAGGGAAGGCCAACACAUCCAAGACAUCACCGGAAUCAGGUACGUCACAGCGGACGGGUCAUUGGUCUUCUCGCCCUUCAAACCAGACGAUUACCGUCAGGAUAUCCACGCUGCUGUGUACACGUGUGUGGCGUCGAACAAAGUCGGUUCCAUUAGAAGCAGAGACGUACAGGUUCGCGCAGUGAUACAGCACAAUUUCAAACCCCAGGUCUACAAUGUGGUCGCUACUAAGGGCAACAUUGCACUUCUGCAGUGUCAGGUUCCAUCUUUCGUUCGUCAGUUUGUGAGCGUGGAGUCUUGGUCAAGAAGUGAUGGUCUCGUGUACAGACAGAACCACUCGGACGAAGUUCGUGUUCUUCAGACAGGAGAACUGCUUGUAUAUAAUGUGGAAAGUGGUAACACACAACACACCUACAUGUGUAAAGCCAAACACAGACUGACCGGAUACACCGCUACUAGCGCCACCUAUGGGAAACUCACAAUACAAGAACCUCAUGGACCAUCGAGCCCUAGGUUUGUUUUAAAAUUCUCCUCUGUCAAAGUGCAUCAAGGACAAGAGUCGGAGCUGCCGUGUAUUGUAGAAGGAUGGCCUGUUCCCACUGUUAGAUGGUAUAAAGAACAUUAUGGAAGACUUGAAGCUUUACCAGCUACAAAUAGGGUGUCGUUUAACCAUGGUAUAUUAACCAUCCGUGACACAGAGAGGUACGAUGAAGGGUUGUAUGUCUGUAUCACCAACAACAGUGUAGAAGAAAAGAGGACGAAAACCAUUCUGAAAGUAACCAGUCGAUUAAAGGUCAUUGUUAUACCUAAAGUCCAAAUAGUCGAGGUAGGUGGUAUAGCUGUUCUCAACUGCACCAUUGACGGCUUUCCCAUCACCGCCAUUACGUGGUUAAAAGAUAAGCGACCUCUGGUGAUAGACCCAAGAAUUUCCUAUUUGUCUAAGACAGUGAUGAAGAUUUCGUCAGUUCGUAGAACUGACAGUGGGAUGUAUCAGUGUUUCAUCUUCAACGACGAUGAAUCCGCCCAAGGAACGUCCGAGUUAACAAUAGGAGAUGUUGCACCAACCUUAACUUCUAGUUUUCAAGAUAAAACUGUUCAUCCGGGUACAUCAGUAUAUCUUACCUGCACAGCCACAGCUAAUCCAAUUCCAAACAUCACGUGGUUUGUGGAUAAGCAGCCUGUUCAUGACACCUACCGAAUAUCUCUGAGUAGCCACAUGUUUAUUGAAGAUAGCAUAGUGGGCCAAAUUAAUAUAACAGACACGAGAGUGGAAGACGGUGGAAGAUACACCUGUAUUUUUUCGAAUGGGGUCGGCUCGGUUGAACACUCGAAUAGGCUUAACGUCCACGGUCCUCCUUUUAUCAGACCUAUGUGGAAUAUGACUGUGGUAUCCAGUCAUACUAUCGUACUCAGAUGUCCAUAUGGAGGAUUUCCAGUGGAUAGAAUCACCUGGGAAAGAGGAGGAAUUCUCCUUCCAUUAAGUCACCGUGAGGAGGUUGACGAAGACGGGACACUGACCAUUCGCGGUGUCCAUAAGCAAGUGGACGAAGGGAAAUACACUUGCACAGUACAAAACUCGGAAGGUCAGAUAGCCAGUGGCUCAACUUACAUCUCAGUGGUAGUGGCUCCAGUAAUUGAUGAAAACUUUUUUCCGGAAAAAGUAACUGUAACAGAAGGAAUGACAGCUCGUCUCUAUUGUAGUGUGGCGGAGGGGGAGCCCCCCAUAAGAAUACACUGGGAGAAGGAAGGAGAAAUACUGAUUACCCAAGGUCACGUGAAUGUAGAAAAUUCUCAAGAAUAUUCAGUGAUUAUAUUCAAGCACGUGACCGCGCGGGAGAAUGGGAAGUACACUUGUAUCGCCUCCAACAGUGCAGCUUCCGUCAACAAAACCACAGAGUUGACAGUUAAUGUGCCACCUAGAUGGAUAAUUUCUCCGACCAACAAGUCAGCGGUCGAAGGUCAAAACGUUUAUUUAGACUGCUCAGCUAGUGGUUUGCCACGACCUGUUAUAACCUGGAGAAAAGCCAGAGGUGAUAGCAACAUUGAGGGUUUUCGUUUUCUUGUUAUUUGUAUUUAAAAAAAAAGAAAGUCUAACUUGUUAAAGUAUACAGAGAACAACUAGAUAAAUAAUGUAAUAGGCCUAAUUCUAAU